Messenger RNA from Protopolystoma xenopodis, 1932 nucleotides. The record is from the annotation of a GenBank genome assembly. Lineage: Eukaryota; Metazoa; Platyhelminthes; Monogenea; Polystomatidea; Polystomatidae.
AUGGAUUCAAAAAAGUCAAAACAAGCACGUGCCUUUAUGGAGGAUCUUGUGGAGUUUAAGGCCUUCGGCCGACUGGCUUAUGCAGAGGAGUUUACCAGUGAAAUAGCUAACAAAAUAAUAGAAGACAACUCCAAGAAAAACACACUCGGCAUAUACUUAUUGAAGGCGUUGUCAGAGGAAAUCAAAAUGACGCGGAAGACUUCUAACCUUCUCGGUAGAAAAGCCCCCAAAACCCGGUUCUCCUACGAAUCCAUCAAGCUGCUUCACUUAUUUUCAACUCACCCUCAGAUACUAUGCAUGGUGACCACCGAGAAGGACAGUUCUCCAAGCUACGAGAUGCUGGUGAUGAGCAGCAGUGAAAAGGUGGAGACUCUGAAGACACUCAUUUUGAACGCCAAAGACAACGGUGAGCGCAUCAAUCUUACUUCCCUAAACAACAGUCUACGAACCUCCGAAGCUGGAUUUGCCCCACUCAGUGAUCAGACUGGCAGCCAACGUGGAUCUGCCAUUCUGGCAUCAGAAGAAAGCCGAGCGCCUGGAAUCUACGACCCAACGUUUGUUUCGCCGCACCAAAAUGAAAUGAGAGAAUCAAGGAUUUCUACACCGACGAUAGCCGAACAAAACAGAAGCCCUUUGGCUCCUGGCAGCUACGAGGUUGGCAAUGAGAUCCCCGAAGUACGAAUUACACACGAGUCAACUCCGCCACCCCACAACACCGCCAGCUCUUCUGCAUCACCGGGUAGCAAGAGGCACGAUUACCCAUUCGAAAGACCUAUCUCGAACAGUGUCCGUCGGUCGAUCAUCGAUGAUACAGGAGGAAGUCCAGUGUUGCGGGAAACUGUUGGCUCGAAGGAAUCUCCGAAAAUUGUUCCAGAACGCAGUGUACGGAAUAAAGAUGCGCCUCAAAUGGCCAAGUAUGAAAUGACAGAAGGCCAGAUGGCCAGAGAGCUGACAACACAAAAAUCAAGCACUCUAGCCGGCAUUAGCUCCAAUUCAACCGAGCAGGAAUUCAUGUAUGACAAGUAUUCUCCUAGAAGCCAAACCAAGGACUCCAAUAACAUGAAGAAGGCUAUGGAGCGUUUUCAAAAAGCUCAGUAUGAUGAUGAUGGGUUGCCGACGGCACGGCAUCGCUUCUAUUCACCUUUAUUGGAUAAAGUUCAAUCUUCUGAUGCCUAUCUACCUGCCAGGUCGUCGGGGUCAAAGCAUAACUUCAUACCAGCCAUGUAUUCUACUUCGGAGGACAACAGAAACACUCUUACCAGACCCCGAGUAUUUGAGCUUGAAGGCGGUACUGAACGCGAACGACCAGUUUCGAAGAAGGAGAAAGAAAAACCCAAGAUUGUAGAUGGAGGCAUAUUUUAUCGCAAGCCAGAGGAAAUCCCGGAAAUGAUUGAAAAAACCUCCUUUGUAAGACAGCAAGCGGCUGUCCCGAAAUCGCCAAUCAUUACACGAGCAGCUUCCAUGAAUAAUCUGAAUGAAGACGAUCAGACUAUUUACGUGUCUAAACUCAGGUCUACUCUUCGAGCGUUUUCAUCCAAAAAACUGGUUGGAGAUUUAGAUCAAAAUUUAUCAAAAAAUAAGGAUUCCAAAGGAGCUCGAAAGUAUUCCUCAGGAAACAAAAAGGAUGAGGAAAAAAAUAGUUUCGUAGUACAGUAUGUACCAGAGAAUUAUGGCCGGGCAAGGUCAAUAGAUCGAGACAAGUCUGUUAACCUAAGUGAAGGUGAUUGGAAUUUCGACUUUCAGCGCAUUUCAAAACUUCCGGAAGGCAGCACACUAUUGGAUCCCAACGGUUCUGUUUAUGUGUUUGUGGCACACAAAGAGAACGACCGUCUGAUAAGAAAAUUGGAGUGCGCCUCCAGCGACGACGAGUCUCAAUUCAAUGCCUAUUCCAGUCGUGGCGGUCGCAGUAGACUGGAGGCUAGUAGGACAUAA